CCAGAAAUACCUGGUAAUUCUGAGCAGCCUUCAUUUGAUUUUGCUUUCCUCUGCAGAUUAUUUGUGCACUCCAGAGGAAAAUGUUUACAAGAUAGACUUCACCAGGUUCAAAAUCCGGGACAUGGAAUCUGGAACGGUCUUGUUUGAAAUCACCAAACCAGCAGCUUCAGAACGUGAACACAAUGACAAGAAGGACAUUGACCCCAACGCUGGACGGUUUGUACGCUAUCAGUUUACCCCAGCUUUUCUUAGACUUCGGCAAGUGGGAGCCACGGUGGAAUUCACAGUAGGGGACAAACCCAUUAAUAACUUCCGCAUGAUUGAGAGGCACUACUUCCGGGAUCAAUUGCUUAAGAGUUUUGACUUUGAAUUUGGGUUCUGCAUCCCCAGCAGUAAAAAUACUUGUGAGCACAUCUAUGAGUUCCCACAGCUCUCUGAGGAUCUCAUUCGAGACAUGAUCCUUCAUCCAUAUGAGACACAGUCGGACAGUUUCUACUUUGUAGACAACAAGCUCGUGAUGCACAACAAGGCAGAUUAUUCAUACAGUGGAGGACCUUGA
Pterocles gutturalis (yellow-throated sandgrouse) is the source of this 559-nucleotide messenger RNA. It is a transcript of the gene UNC119, whose product is annotated as unc-119 homolog (C. elegans). Gene Ontology annotation, molecular function: lipid binding. The annotation marks the transcript as partial. NCBI's taxonomy places the organism in Eukaryota, Metazoa, Chordata, Aves, Pterocliformes, Pteroclidae. The record is from RefSeq and is a predicted model, not a curated record. The transcript has 4 exons. Gene Ontology annotation, biological process: positive regulation of protein tyrosine kinase activity; nervous system development; negative regulation of clathrin-dependent endocytosis. Gene Ontology annotation, cellular component: intercellular bridge; spindle midzone; spindle pole.